AAAUAAUCGUCUAUUAGAAUAAAACAAACUUUUUUUUUUUUACUAGGACACGAGGAAGUCUUGUUAUAAUCCUGCCUUUUGAGAAACGAAACGAAACGAAAACCAAUAGGAACGACAUUACGGGUAAGCGAGUCCCAACAUCGUCUGCAUAAGGAUGAAGCUGCGUUGGCUGGUGGAUUUAGAGGUUCAUUGUGACUUGUGUGUUUGAAGAGGCGGUAGGUCGCGUCUUCCUUCUCCGUCGAGGCUCGGUCGCAGAGAAGUUGGGAAGUCGUUGCAUUACGGUCGUUGCGACUGGGUGUUCCGGGUGUGGGAGCCGCGUUUUGCUUGUGAAGGAAAAGGAAGAAGUUGAGUGGAAGUGUCGGGAUAUUUAGUGGAAGAGUUGGUUUCCUCGUGCUGGGUAAAUAUUGGGAGUCGUGAGUGUACAGUUUAUGCUGGUGUUGUGAAGUGAAUGAGAAAGGGUGGAGUAAAACUGGGAACCUUUGAAUAACACGAAAGAAAACGGAGAACACAGUACCUGCGCUGCGUUACGAACUGCCAUCAACCACCAUAUUUCAGUAUAUUCUUGCGUCAUCAAAUAUUGGAGAGGAGCCAUGCCGGUUCAGACAACGACAGCAGAAGUAUCUGACGGAAAUGCAGAUGCUCUGAUCAGACCAACACAAGACUCCGUUGCCUUCAAAGCAGUGUCAAAUGGAGAUGGCGAAAUUUCUCAGAUGUUACCCGAGGGACAACCUCAGGUCCUCGAAACAGCCGCCGAAAGACGAGCCAGGCGCCAUUCUCACUGGAUUGUCUACAUCACCACAUUCGUCAUGUCCAUCGGGUUUUCCAUCGUGCUAACCGGAGUGUGGCCGUAUCUACAACAGCUGGACACGGGCGUUUCCAAAGAGUUUUUAGGUUGGGUCAUUGCAGCAAACCCACUCGGCCAGAUGAUUGCGUCACCUCUCCUGGGACUCUGGGGCAACAAAGCAGGAUCCAACAGGGGAGCUUUUCUGGCAACCAUCCUGCUCUUCAUCGUUGGAAAUAUCCUUUACGCCGUUCUUAGUGUGUUUGGUUCAGCGGCUCGAGGUAUCAUGAUCUUCUCUCGGUUCCUUGUGGGUGUGAGUUCAGCGAACAUAGCCAUCAUCAGGUCAUACAUAGCUUCAUCUACAACUUUGAAGGAGAGAACGACAGCUGUUGCACUGACAUCAGCUGCACAGGGACUCGGUUUUAUCAUUGGCCCAGCCAUUCAGGCAGCACUAGCAGUGGCUAUCUCACAUGAGAAAGACAGUGAGAAUAAGACGUCAUUGGCGUCUGAGAUGCUGGAAGAUGAGAUGGAAGAUGUCGGGCUUGGCAUAGAGUGGAACAUGUAUACAGCCACAGGUUGGUUUGCGACCGUCCUCGGGGCGUUGAACUUCUUCCUCUUUAUGCCGUGCAUCUUCAAAGAAUACCCCAUAGCGGCCAAAGAAGCUCAGCUUAGAAGAUAUACUGCCAAGGAAGAUCAGAAGUUGCCAAAGCCUGAUUAUCCAGCCCUGCUCGGUGUACUCGUUUCUUUCUUCAUCAUUCUCUUCAUAUAUGUAUUGCUUGAAACAUUAUUAGUGCCUAUGUGUAUCGACCUUUAUGCCUGGUCUGAUGAAAAAGCUGUAACAGUUGUAGGAGUUGGUUUAAGUAUAGCUGGAGCGAUUUCAAUUGUAAUGUUUACCUUAACAAGUGUCUUGACUAGGAGGUUUGAUGAACGCAAAGUUUUUAUAUUCCUUGGAUUAGUUCCACUAACUGUAUCUAUGCUCAUUCACUUUCCAAUGGGAAAUACAUAUCCAAAAAUGCAGAACUGUACCUCAUAUGAUAUUGCACAUGUAUUUGAUGACUCUGCAGUAGUACCUGAAUUUCAAAUGAAUUUUACUGAACCUAGUAAUACAUUAUCUAGACACAGGCGUCAUGCUGUAAGGGACGACACUUGCACUGAUCUUGGCUGCCCUCAAGAGCAGGAAUGGUGCCUUUACACACCAAUUAUUGAAAGGCCUCAGAUGGCUGUAGCAGAUGUAGCUGCUGUUAUCGGGUAUCCAGUUGCAUUUACGCUCUCUAGUUCCUUCUUCUCAAAAAUUUUAGGUCCAAAGCCACAAGGUGUAUGGAUGGGUAUUCUGACAAGUACUGGAAGUUUGAGUCGUGUCACUGGUCCAGUUUUUGUGUCUUACAUGUACACUGCUUUAGGUACGAGGUGGACAUUUGGUAUCCUUUUUGUCGUAAUGUCUCUUACCCUAGUUAUUAUAUCUUUGUUGUUCAAAAGACUUGUUCCUAUGAAGUGGGUAGCAACUUAAUCUGUUGAUAAAUGGCGCUCUUUGCCAUCUUAUCUGUUUUAGAGAUCUGUUGUUUGUUAUGUGAUUAAUUAUAGUUUUUAUUUAGUGCUUAAUUUUCAGAAAUCAAUGACAAAAAGUAACAUAUUGUAAUAAUUAGUGAAGUUGAUGAAUUUACCCUUUUCAUUAUCAUAUUUCAUAUUUUAUCAUUAAACAAUUCCCUUAUUUUCAUACAAUGGUUGUGCUAAAUUGUUUAAUAACAUAAAUG
Penaeus vannamei (Pacific white shrimp) is the source of this 2532-nucleotide messenger RNA. RefSeq names its product major facilitator superfamily domain-containing protein 8. The record is from RefSeq and is a predicted model, not a curated record. Gene Ontology annotation, biological process: transmembrane transport. NCBI's taxonomy places the organism in Eukaryota, Metazoa, Arthropoda, Malacostraca, Decapoda, Penaeidae. Gene Ontology annotation, cellular component: lysosomal membrane. Gene Ontology annotation, molecular function: transmembrane transporter activity.